AGUUUGCGCUACAGGAUCCACAUUUUUGCUUGAAAAAGCUAGCCUUAGCUUUCUUAACUGCCUGUGUAUAUUGGUUCCUAACUUCCCUGAAAAGUUGCAUAUGACUGGGGCUAUUCGAUGCUAAAGCAGAACGCCACAGGAUGUUAUUGUGCUAGUCAAGGGCAGUCAGGUCUGGAGAGAACCAAGGCCUAUAUCUGUUCCUGGUUCUACAUUUUUUGAAUGGGGCAUGCUUAUUUAAGAUGGUGAGGAAUGCACUUUUAAAGAAUACCCAGGCAUCCUCUACUGACGGGAUGAGGUCAAUAUCCUUCCAGGAUACCGGGCCAGGUCGAUUAGAAUGGCCAGCUUGCUGAAGUGUUUUAGGGAACGUUUGACAGUGAUGAGGGGUAGUCGUUUGACCGCAGACCCAUUACGGAUGCAGGCAAUGAGGCAGUGAUUGCUGAGAUCUUGUUUGAAAACAGCAGAGGUGUAUUUGUAGGGCAAGCUGGUUAGGAUGAUAUCUAUGAGGGUGCCCGUGUAUACGGAUUUGGGGUUGUACCUGGUGGGUUCAUUGAUAAUUUGUGUGAGAUGGAGGGCAUCAAGCUUAGAUUGUAGGAUGGCUGGCGUGUUAAGCUUGUCCCAGUUUAGGUCACCUGGCAGCAUGAGCUCUGAAGAUAGAUGGGGGGCAAUAAAUUCACAUACCGUGUAUGGUGUCCAGGGCACAGCUGGGGGCAGAGGGUGGUCUAUAGCAAGCGGCAACAGUGAGAGACUUGUUUCUGGAAAGGUGGGUUUUUAAAGUAGAAGCUAGUAGAAUGUCAGGUCUAAGGUUGCAAAGGGUCGGAAACUUUCCAGUAAAUUUCCCUAAUUUUCCCGGAUAUUUUCCAUGAGAAGUUAAGUCCGGGAAUUUUGCUUAAAUUCAUCAAAACAAGUUAGCUUAUAACAUUGAACCUUUUUUGUGGGAAACACAUAAGGCAAUUCUAGGUCUUGUGGCAUGUUUUGGUUAAAGUAUCCUCAAUUCAACGGAAUUGUAACCCUUUGCAUGCACAGUGCAUUCUUCCAUCACAUGUGCAGUGCACUCUUCCAUCACAUGUACAGCUGAUUCUCCAGAUCUUGCACACUAAUGAGAUGCUAUUGAGCCCACUCUACUAAACUGUCUGACCCAAGGACUACAUGCUUUCUGGUAAGUUUUGAUUACAACACUGGGUGGUUAAUAUAUUUUAUGACAUACAUUAUUUUUUGUUACCUAGUAAAUAGUAGCCAUCAGCAAAGUGUGUUUAAAUCAUUUUAAACAAUUUCUGCUAGUUAGUUUUUGCUACCAUGUGGGUUUUAGCUUGAUUGAGCCUGCUAACUGAGGAGUGUUAAUUCACAUGUUUCCAUACAUGUUUCAUUAUAAAACAUUUAUCUUACAAAGGAGUUGUUUAACCUAACUGCUAGACUAUUUAUCUGUACAUGGAAUUGUAUUAGGCUUUUUUUAAAUUAUUUUUUUCUAAUCUUUACAGGAAAAUGCCACGGGCACAAUAUGACGUGUGGAGACAAUUCACUGCAGCUAAUGUAGAAGGGAAAAGCGGGGUGUAUUUGCAAAUACUGUGCCAAACCAUAUGUGAAGAAUGCAACAAAGAUGCAGAAUCAUCUGGCCAAGUGCAUGAAGUUCCCUCAGCGCUCACAAGAAGCAACCUCUGACAAAAGUCCUUCUGCUUCUAUUUGAGGCAUGGCAGGCUGGGCUUGGGUGUCUAAAGAGGCUCAGGACCUGAGAGAGAGAGCCGACGGCUGAGGAACUAAGCAUUUCUCCUGGGCAGAAUGAAGAUGCAGGAGGCGAGAUCCCCGAACAACAAGUGAAGAAGAGUGACGAUGGGUGCUAAUGCAUCCAGCUACCCGCACUCAUGUUCCCCUCGUACAGGGGGGAACACACAGACACAACAGACCUUCAUAGGGACGUCGUCAUACUCCCAGCAGGGCUAUGGCUGGGAGUCCAAGCUGUACAGCCUGGAGCAGGGUCACGACAAGCCCCAUGACAGGAAGAAGAAGAGCCUGGGCCUGGCCACCCUCAAGAGGAGGUUCAUCAAGCGCCGUAAGUCGAGCCGCUCUGCCGACCAUGCCCGCUUGAUGCGGGAGCUCCUGUCGGGGUGGGAUGUGCGUGAUGCCAACGCCCUGGUGGAGGAGUACGAGGGCACAUCCUCCCUCAAGGAGCUGAGCUUCCAUGCCAGCCUGGCGCGGGCCGAGGCACCCAGCCUGCAGCGUGACCUGUCUGCCCUCUACCAGCACAAGUACUGCACCGACUUGGACCUCAUCUUCCAAGACACCUGUUUCCCCGCCCACCGCGCUGUGCUGGCUGCCCGCUGUCCCUUCUUCAAGACCCUGCUGUCCUCCUCCCCGGGGUACGGUGCCGAGGUCCUCAUGGACAUAGAGACGGCAGGCAUCGACGUGCCCAUGUUCUCUGCACUGCUGCACUACCUGUACACGGGGGAGUUUGGGGUGGGCGGGGCGGAGGACACCAGGCUGCAGAACGUGGACGUGCUGGUGCAGCUGAGCGAGGAGUUUGGCACGCCCAACUCCUUGGAGGCAGACAUGAGAGGUCUGUUUGACUACAUGUGUUACUAUGAUGCCCUGCUCAGCUUCUCCUCCGACGCGGAGCUGGUGGAGGCUUACAGCAGUGGGGGGGCUGGAGGGGGCGUGGCCACAGGGGGCGGUGGGGGGCUGGGCUUCACAGAUGAGAACCUGAGGGCCCACAAGGCCGUGCUCUCGGCCCGCUCGCCCUUUUUCCGGAACCUUCUGCAGCGGCGCAUCCGCACGGGGGAGGAGAUGACUGAGCGCACACUCCAGACACCCACGCGCAUCGUGCUGGAUGAGUCCAUCAUCCCGCGAAAGUACGUGCGGGUAAUCCUGCACUGCAUGUAUACAGACUUGGUGGAGCUAGGGCUGGUGAUGAGGGGGAGCCCCUCGGCCGGGAGCCUGGGGGAGGUGCAGGUCCUGGUUGCCGGGGGCAGGGGAGGAGCCAGCACCUGCACUGAGGAGGCCAUGGAGCUCUACCACAUCGCCCUCUUCCUUGAGUUCAGCAUGCUGGCACAAGGCUGUGAGGACAUUGUGGUGGAGAGCCUGUCCCUGGACUCUCUGGUCCCCAUCCUGAAGUGGAGCUCUCAGCCUUACGGCUCCAAGUGGGUCUACCGCCAGGCCCUGCACUUCUUGUGUGAGGAGUUCAGCCAGGUUAUGACCUCUGACGUUCUCUACGAGCUUAGCAAGGAGCACCUGCUCACCGCCAUCCAGUCAGACUACCUGCAGGCGAGUGAGCAGGACAUUCUCAAGUACGUUGUUAAGUGGGGCGAGCAGCAGCUUAUUAAGAGGAUGGCAGACAGGGAGCCCAACGUGCUGAGUGGGACGGCCCACAGUGUGAACAAGCGGGGGGUGAAGAGGAGGGACCUGGAUGUGGAAGAACUGAAGGAGAUCCUGUCCCCGCUGCUGCCCUUCAUCCGCACCGAGCACAUCCUCCCUGCCAACAGUGACAUCCUCUCUGACGCGACGAAGAGGGGUCUGAUCAGCACCCCUCCCUCGGACAUGCUGCCCACGACAGAUGGGGGCAAGGCCAAUUCUUGGUUGCGACAGAAGAAUGCUGGCAUCUAUGUGCGGCCCCGCCUCUUCUCUCCCUAUGUAGAGGAAGCCAAGUCUGUGCUGGAUGAGAUGAUGGUGGAACAGACCGAUCUGGUGCGUCUGCGUUUGGUGCGCAUGUCCAACGUGCCUGACACCCUCUACAUGGUCAACAACGCUGUGCCACAGUGCUGUCACAUGAUCAACCAUCAGCAGAUGGCCAACAACCAGUCCAACGUCCCGUCCGUGGUGGCAAAUGAGAUCCCAGUACCCAGACUGGCGGUGGUGAAGGAGAUGAUCCGGAGGCUACAGGAGCUGAGGCACACAGACCAGGUCCAGAGGGCCUACGCCCUCAACUGUGGCGAGGGGGCCACUGUCAGCUAUGAGCUGCAGCUGCGUGUGCUGAGGGAGUUUGGCCUGGCGGACGGGGCUACUGAGCUACUGCAGAACCCCUUCAAGUUCUUCCCAGAGGAGCGUUUUGGAGACGAGAGUCCGGUUCUGGCCCUGCGCCAGGCAGGACGUUGUCGAGUCAACAGCAGCCCAGCGAUGGACAGCAUGUUCUCAGACCUGGAGGGCCUGGCUGGGUUUCACCCCCCGCUGCCUCCCCCUCCACCCCCAUACCACCCCCCUGCCACUCCCAGCCAUGCCCAGCUGAAGGGGGCAUGGAGGCCCCGUGUGCCCGUCCCACCCCCCACCCGCUCCUUCUCCUACCCCUGUAACCGCACCCAGCUCCACGCCUCAGUCAAGCAUGGUAGCCCUGACUACCCCUCUGCCCCCAGGCCUCCACCUCCAGACUGCACCAAUCCCCAGGCCAUGUGUCGAGCCCUGCUCGCAGAACCACAGCUGAGCAUGGAGCCUGUGAUGAGGGAGUUCAUGCCUGACAUCGCUCUGGGUGUCUCUGUCAUGACCCUGAGGGAGCACCGUAUGGGGAACAGGGACGGUCACAACCCUCCCCCUCAUGGCCCCACCCCGACCCCACACCUCCCCCCCGGACCCUGUCCCUCAACUCGUCUCAGCCAUGGCCAUACUCACUCCUGUAAGAGGCACGCUCCAGAGCCAAAGCUGGAGGCCCAGGCAGAGUUCCCUGACCUCUACGACUUCUCCUGCAGACCUACCACCCCGACCUCCAGCCACCCCCUGGCUCCUCCCUUCGCAGGGCCAGACCUCUACAGCCACAGCCCCUCCAGCAGCCUCCCUCCCUCCUAUGUGUCUGACACCCAGGGAUGGACAGCUGAGGCAUGCUCUGACCCCCUGCGCUUGGACGUGCUGGGCCUGCCCCCUCAGCGGCAGAAUGGAGCUCUGGCUAAUCCCUCUGGUUCCCAUGCCAAGUCAGGACAUGUCCCCAGAGGACAAUCAAACAAUGAGACUGACCUCACUCACGGCCUUGGCCACUUGUGGGGCUCCGCUAGUCAAAACCUAGAAGGGUAUGAGGAGAGGCCGUCGGCCCACAGUGAACCCCAGGAGGAGAUGGGGGUUACUGGCGAGUUCACAGGGUCAGGGGCCCAGCAGCCUCAUAGAAAUAGUGUUAGCGAGGAGGCUAACAGAGACCGCAGGUCGCCUAACAAGCCUGACUACCCUUACAAGAAGUCAGCACUUUAACCCCUGGAGAGGAGUGGGGGUUGAGUUGUCUAAAGGGAAAGGUGGGGAAAAUGACCUCCCGUCAUGGACAUCAGAGCACUAAUGAGUGUGUGAAGGGUUGGCUAAUGAUUUCUAUUUAUAGAUUGUGUGUGUAAAUAUCCCACCUCCUCCAGCCCUCCCGUUAUGACAUAGUGCUGUCUUCACCUCACGUCUCCUCUGAUUGUUACAGACUAGCGGCAUCUAGUCUGUAGGUUAGAGAAACAGCAGUGACAGUAGUGUUUCAGUCUGACUGUUGAAUUGAAGCUUGCCGAAGCCAACCUCAGUGCUGCAGUUUUACAAUAUCAUUCCAGCAGUACUGUUUAGGAGGGAUUUUGCCUAUUUUCCUUGAGCCUUGUUGCACACAGAGGUUUGUUGUAACCUCUUAGAUGUGGGAGUCAGGAAUGAAGAUCAUAUCAUUACAACGAUGUGUUAUGAUCAUAACAAUUGUAUAAUAUAGCUGAAAUAUGUGCUGAGGACAUGUAAUAUACAUAAGGACUGUAGUUAUCAGCAUAUACUUUACCUGGGAGAUAUAUACAUAGGAUCUCAGUAUAAACUAGUGAACACCAGCACGUAGCUCCAAACAGCGUUAUCUUCAUGAUAAAGUUAUGUAAAAACAUGUCUGUAUUUUCUUGCUCCUCUCAUUUGUAUUUCCUCUCUCUUCCUGUAGCAUUCCUCCAGUACGUACCUCACCUGAUUAGUUACAUUUGCUUUCCCCUUCCUGGUGAUGAGUACUAGGCUCUGGCUGGUUCGGAUUAGGCAGGAAGUGGAUCAGAUGGGGAGUAGGUCUGUACAGGCUGUCAUUGUUCUCUCUGGAUACCGCGGUCAUCUUCUGGGUUAUUGUUUGUGUCCAGAACUCACCAGUACUGCUUCUGCACAGUCUCUGGCUUUUAUAUUCUCACAAAAGCAUGAGCCUAGGUUUUCAGACUGAGACAGGAGGGUGAGGGCAUAGGUUGAUGACUGUGGUACACUGGGAAAGAUAAGGGUGCCAUGGCAACUGUUGUACAGUGGUGUGUGAUUGAACGCGCUCGUCAGGAGAUGUUUGUAUUCAGCAGAACGUGUGUGUGGUUUCGUACUCCCAGGCAACUGUUUGAACAGUAUCAGUACUGUAGACUCAGUAUCCAUCUUUAAUCAGGUCUGUAUUUACAUAUCAACAUGAGGCUCUGAGAUGAUUAACCAGUGACCGACCAUAGAAGUGUAUGGCCAAUAUGCUUGAAACCAUCUUGCUCUUUCAAUGGAAUUAACAAUUAGAAGCCUUAAUCCACAUUUUGAAGUGACCAAACGGAAUUCAUCACAAGCGUGAUGCCACUACUGGCUCUCCUAGUUGUCAGUGUGACUCUUCUGUACAGCCUCUACACACACACACACUAUUCCAAUGUACUCUGUCUAAUGUUCAUUUUGGUUGUUCUAUGUGACCACCAUCACGCCACCUUUUGGCCAAUCCUGGACCUGCAAAGACCUGCUCUUUCUCUCUCUCUCUGCCAUCAGAGAUUAUGGCAUACUGAAUGAGAGCUAUCGGCCUGUUGCUACAGAAACCAAAGUGCACACAUCAGAGCCUGUAAGAUCACCCACACCUGUCUCUCCUAUGACAAACUAUGAUACAUAAAGAUGCAACAUUGCACUGUAGGAACAAUCCAUUUCACAUGGGGGAAUAUGAACAAAUGAAUUUAGAACAAAAGGGAUCCAGAACACCUAAAUCAUUCUUUAGUAAAUAAAAUUGUAUGGCCUCCAUCACCUGCAUUCUACCAUUCAGAAAUCCUGAGCAUUGCCUGUAAAUAAUAAUUUGUUAUACUGUACAACAGAAAUCCUUGUUAUUACAUCUUAGUGGAUUUAUAUGAAUUAUUCAGCUGUUUUGUAGCUGUGGAGGACUACAGUGUGAAGUUGUUUAGAACCACAUUUCACCUAGAAAGAAUAAUCACUCAGAUUUUUGUUCUUAAAUGUUUUGUUUUAUGGAAAUUGUUUAAUAUUGAUAUUGGUGAGAAUACCACGAUUGUGUAGAUUUUAUACAUUUUAUUUUUUAAAUCUAGCACAGGAUUUUUAAAUUAGCGCAGGAACAUGUAGAUAUUCACUCUGCCAUGUAGUAAUGAAGUUGCAGGGCAGAAACAUGUUUUUGUUCCAUCCAGUUUGUUUUGGGAAAAAAAACAUUCUAAACUUCAGAUUCCUCAUGUUCAUGUUGGUUAGUUGCUUUAUUUUCCAGGACAGUGUUCCCUUUGAAUAAAAAGCCUCCACAUUCUCUUUUUGCUGUCAGUGCCUUCCCCUGCCACAAACUGGGCUUUUGUUGAAGUGACUGAUAUCCUAUGCAAGCCUUUUCUACAAGCUUACCAACCUGCAUCAAAUAGUCCUUUGCAAAACUCAUAUAGCUAAUUAUUUGUUUACAUAGUGGGUUUUUUGGUACCUUUUGAAAUUGAACCCUCUGGAACUGUGAUUGGUUAUUUGUUGAGAAUUUUAUAAUUGAACAGGUACUUUGUACUCGUUUGAUCUAUAUAAAACACUUCUGUAGAUUCCUGUACUAAGUUGUAUUUAGUUUCACUGGUUCUAUUUUUCUACUGUUACCUCAAAAGGUGCAUAACAGUGAUGAACUUGGGCAUCUUUGAAAUAAACUGCUUCAAUAUAAUUCUA
Molecule: messenger RNA, 7788 nt
Organism: Oncorhynchus masou masou (cherry salmon)
Lineage: Eukaryota; Metazoa; Chordata; Actinopteri; Salmoniformes; Salmonidae
Product: BTB/POZ domain-containing protein 7-like
Exons: 11
Coding region: 1825-5154 (1109 amino acids)
Biological process (GO): morphogenesis of a branching epithelium
Molecular function (GO): protein binding
Source: RefSeq, a predicted model, not a curated record